Molecule: messenger RNA, 2625 nt
Organism: Diaporthe citri
Lineage: Eukaryota; Fungi; Ascomycota; Sordariomycetes; Diaporthales; Diaporthaceae
Exons: 1
Coding region: 1-2625 (874 amino acids)
Source: RefSeq, a predicted model, not a curated record
AUGCCACGAGUCUUACUCAGUACUCGACAGUCGCAUCAAGGCAUCUCUACAGUCAUCUGGGCCUUGCGGGGGAAUUCGAGGGGAACUUAUCAGCAUGACCAAAAACAUGCGGGCUUCGCUCUUGUCAGGCGGGCCUCGUCAGUGGCAUUCUCAUCCCCAGCAUAUUCGCAAUACCCAGCCUCGGCAAAAAGGGCAAGCAAGGCCGCAGACGUGAUAGCUGUGGGGGACCACGUCGACGUACCCGAAGACGAGGUCACCUCGUUUUCUGAGGAACUGAAGGAGGGCAUCGCCGAGACUGUUUCGAGAAAGCGCGUGCUGUCUGCGAGCGAGUCUCCCACUGUCGACUACCCAAGCCCAGGUUCACACCUCUACGGAAAGUGGCAGUCCUUGUCACUGGACCAUGAGCGAUUGCUCAUUGAGUCCGACAUCAACGUCUCGGACAGUCGACUCGUGAGGCUCAUUGACCAACCUGGUAAUGAGAGCGAUAUUGAGCUAUGGAGCUGCCUCCUGGAGUUCUGCCACCGGUGGAUGGGUCGAGACGGCGUCAUAAUGAUAUGGCAGGCUGUGUCAAAGCGGCGAAACCUCCAUCAAGUGGAGGGCGCCUUACCCCAGGCCUUCUGGAGAGUCAUUCUCAGCGCUGCUGUGACUAGCGACACCUUUUUGCGCGAGGUGAUCAGCUACGGAGAGUGGCUCCUUGAGAACCACGGGACUCCCUGGCCCCAGCUGUAUUCGACAGUUGUGUCUUUCAUGCUGAAGAACCGCCCCAGGGCAGAGGUCUUGCGUUGGCACAUGACCUUGAGCCCUUCAUUUGGGCCCGGAGAGGUCGAAUUUGUGGACAUGUUGAAGAAGUUCAUCACACAUCCCGACCCCAAGAUGCAGGAGACGCUGCGGUUGCUUUACUCGUGGAGUACACACCGCAAACUCUACGAUAUCUUGAUACCGCACCUGUACGACAGAGGCCACGCGCAGUUGGCCAACCAGUGGCGGCGACUUCUCAUUGUUCAUGGCGAUAGUCCAGCGAGUCUCGCUGCUCGGCCCUUCCUGCGCUAUGUUGGUGCGUACUAUCCGCAAACACAGUUGUCAGAGGAAGAGCUUUCGAUUGCUGGACUUGUCUUGCAAGAUCAAGAAGGUUCCAGAGAUGAAACAGUCAGCCACAGCCUGCAUGCCGAGGCAGCCAUCAACGGCCAGAACCUGAGCUACCUCGUCAAUCGAGUGCAUGGGGAGACAUUCGGCAUCCGGGAAAAGCCAUAUAACGACAAGCUGGGCUCAAAAUGGUUUGCCAGCACCUGGGUCCCGCUCGACUUUGCCAUUAGCGUCAUUUACACAAUGGGCAUUAACGGUAUUGGUCCCUUGUCCUUGCAAUCCAUUGCGCUGCGGGAGGGCAACGCGCAGGGUGUGCUCCAUCGCAUGGAUCAACUCCAUCAGCUCAAGAUCAAGUUGCCUGACACCAACUACGUGGCUGCCAUCCGGCACUACGCCACAGUCGGCGACAACGAGGCUCUUCAAGAAUUGCUCCAUUGCGACAUUCAUCCGGACAUAUUUGACGACGAGGUGGCACAGAAACAACUGCUGAAGCAUUGCCUCAUCACGGAAGACUGGGGAACAUACCAACUGCUUCUCAAGACCAGGCUCGCGGUGACAUCGCAUUCGGUUUCUGCUUCGAGCGACAAGAUUCUUCAGUCAUGUGCACGCCAGGGCAAUGGGCCGAUGGCACUGGCACUCCUCCACGGAAUGUGCUCGCGUAAUCUCCAACCGGCCCCGAUGACCAGUCACCUGCUUUCGAGCUUCGUUUUACAGAACCUGUCACCACAUGCUGAAGUGCGAAAUGUGCGGCAGCAUGUCAACCUACAACUUUCGCUGUGCCGGCAACUGUCCAUCACACGGUUUCCACCGGCAGUUGAAGCUUGGCAGACACUGCUCUACCGGCUCGGCCGAGAGCAAAGACUUAUCGACCUUGAGCGGUUGUCGCUCGACAUACUCAGACUCUUUGUCAAUUACACCAAGUCUGACACGCCAAUGUGGAUUUCCCACAUGGCAGACAUACCACAGAUCCUCCGCCUCGAAUCGCCUUACCAGUACUUCCAGAAACUCCCGCGAGAUCUUCCCCUGAACCAUGAAGGCCACCCCCUCCGCCAGAUCUUUGAUAAGAAUCUUCAGGGGGCAAUAGUGAGAUGGGGGUUCACCCACACCAAGUACAGCUACGAGGCGGAAGCGUCCGCGUAUGCUGUCCUGCACGGUGAAGUUGGCGAAUCCGCGGAACCAUCUGACUUCCACUUCGCCCGCGGGAUCCGGCUCCUUGCCAUGCUCCGCGACCAAGGCCUGAGUGUUCCCCACAUGACGAUCCGGAAACAGGCCGUCAUACGCCUCAGAGACUUGUACCGCGGCGGUGGAGACGCACGGUAUGAAUGGGUUGGAGGAAGCCCACAGUUAAAGAUGAGACGGGUCAAGAACCAGCUGAGUCUAUCACAAGCAAAAAAGCUUUGCGACUUGGCUUGGGGCAGGGAAGUGGUGCCCAGCCUGCCUGAGCUUAUGACUGUCUUGGAGAACGCGAUGAGGGAUGAUAAGUUGAAUGAUGUUCAAGCGCGGCUGAGAGCUCUUGAAGAGAACUCAGGUAGAGGCAGAUAA